This is a messenger RNA of Hemiscyllium ocellatum (epaulette shark), 1103 nucleotides long. RefSeq lists its product as uncharacterized. The transcript has 8 exons. The coding region runs from base 264 to 1025 and encodes 253 amino acids. NCBI's taxonomy places the organism in Eukaryota, Metazoa, Chordata, Chondrichthyes, Orectolobiformes, Hemiscylliidae. The record is from RefSeq and is a predicted model, not a curated record.
UUCAUAAGCAUCAGCAGUGAAACUCAAGCACUGGGUUUUAAUACUCUCCAUCUGAAGUAUUUGAAAGAAAAUAAAAUGAGGUGCUUCUACUCCAGUUGCAUUUGUAUUUUGGGAGCUUGCCCCAAAUUGGGGGAACAAGAGGAAGAACAUCAUCCCAGAAAACAUUCAUGAUUACAGAACUAUUCCAAAAAGAUCAGUUCUGAUGCACUAGGAUCUCAGUGAAAGAAUGGCUUGUGCUGGAUAUUGGCCAGGUCGGGAGAAAUAUGAGGAGCACUUGGGGACUGCUUCCUCUAAAGACUGACAGAAGUUUGAAUUGGGAAACUUGUCCUGCUCUACAACGGGCAAGUAUUUUACCGAUGAUGUUUGCAUCAGCCAACAUGGCGCAUGAACCUUGUACAGAAGCACAUAUUGGAAAACCUUUAAAUAUAACAAUUCCAGAAUGCAAGAAGGGGAGUAUGACACCAACCCUGACCAAGGGAAUACAGGAGCUGAUAUGCAAGGAUUUAGAGUGCAGCGGGACUUUCAAAGCAACAUUUAUUUGCAACGAAUAUUACAACGUCUACAUUCCAAGUGUUUCAAAGAAUAAUAUUUCUGAAUACUGGCUCGUAUGUGGUGAAGAUCAGAUAAAGAUAGUCUUGAAGGAAGGUUGUCCACAUCGAGAGUCAAGUAACAAUUCAAUUCCAGACUGUCACGAACAGUUCAAUACCACUCAAGAUAUUUUCUGGAAAACGGGGAACAGAACAACUUCAGACAAGAGUGAUUCUUCAACAAUAAAGCCCCCAGGGAUUGUUGGAACGAUUUGGAUUAUUGGAACGAUUGGGAUUAUUGGAACGAUUAUAGUUUGCUGUGUAUUGAAGCACAGGUACCCCUCAGUCUGGAACAUUUGUUCCCAACGCAUGGUUCGCAGACACAGAGAUCAAGAAACAGAUCAGCAUAGCUACGAAUUAAGUCCCCUGAAUAAUUGUAAUGCUGAGACCAGGAUAUCAAUUGACCAAGAACAUCGACUGACCAGGGUGUGUGGAUAGGGUGUAAACACUAUUCGGCCAUGAAGAAAUAUCUGACUGAAUCUGAACCUGACUAGUGUUUAUGUUCUGGACUCCUGU